AUGGAGCCCAUGACCAUGUCCCUCCUCUGCGCCCUCGCCCUCCUCCUCCUCCCCUACCUCGUCACGGAGCCGCACCACGUGCGCGUCGCCGUCGCCCUCUGCUGCUGCGCCCUCUUCUCGCGGGGCGUCGCCAGCCUCGGCGCCGCCGCCGACCUCGACACCGCCAGCGCCACCACCGCCGCCGCCGGCGUCCUCGCCUUCCUCUUCGCCGUCGCCCACCACCCCCUCUCGUGGCUCUCCCUGGUCCUCCUCGCCGACCCCGCCGCCGUCCCCGCCGGCGAGCGGCCCCCGCCAGCCGCGGCGUGGUUCGGCAGGCCUCGCCAGCUUGUCCCGGCCGCCCACGGCUCGCGGGGGAGGGAGAGGAGGAGGUCCAAGCCCAAGCCCGCCACCACCACCGACGCCGACGCCGACGCCGCCGAGUCCGUCUUGCUGCUGAAGAAGAAGCUCGAGCGCGCCGAGGCCGAGAAGGCCGACCUCGAGGCCGAGAACCGUCGCGUGGCGGCCCAGCGCGACGGCUACAAGAGCCUGAGCGCGCGGUACUGGACCAUGGCCAAGAUGUGCAUGGGCGCCGCCGAGGGCGCAAAGUCCAGUCGCGACCGGGCCCUGCGCAGGCGCGCGUCGUGUUUCCAGAAGGCUGCGGCUGCGGCUGCGGGGGCCGACGACAAGAUCGCCCGCCUCGAGGCGUCUGUCGCGGAGAAGGACCAGGUGAUCGAGGACAAGGACAGGAUCAUCGAGGCCAGGGAGGAGGAGAUCGCGAGCCUCUACGCCAUCAUCGGCGGCGACGACGACACCGAUGACGACGACACCAACAGCGGCCCUCCCCGAGGAGGAAAUGCGCAGCACCACACCACGGCCACAGAGCCGAGCGGCGCGCCUCCUGCCCCUGUUGACGACUCUUCGGUCCCUCCUCGUCCUUCUCCUCCUCCUCUUCGUUCUCCCUCUCCUCCUACUGCUGCCCCGGUCCUCUCCCCGUGCGCCUCGUCGACCCCGUCGCCAGCCUCGUCUGCCCCUGCGUCGCCCGCCUCGUCUCCCACCUUCUCGCCGCCUGGCUCGCCAACCUUCCUCCCCCUCUUCCCGAAGGUGGCCCCAGGGCUUCCAGACCUCGACCAUCUGGAUUCGGCCUCUGACGCCGCGUCUCUCGCCUCUGCGUCUUCCGACCUGGGACUCCUGUCCGGUGAUGGAGCUUAG
Molecule: messenger RNA, 1188 nt
Organism: Diaporthe batatas
Lineage: Eukaryota; Fungi; Ascomycota; Sordariomycetes; Diaporthales; Diaporthaceae
Exons: 1
Coding region: 1-1188 (395 amino acids)
Source: RefSeq, a predicted model, not a curated record